Messenger RNA from Rotaria sp. Silwood2, 528 nucleotides. NCBI's taxonomy places the organism in Eukaryota, Metazoa, Rotifera, Eurotatoria, Philodinida, Philodinidae. The record is from the annotation of a GenBank genome assembly.
AUGAAAAGAUUUUCUCGAUCAAAACGCUCAAGAAAAGGUUCAAUAAAUAAAUUAUCAGAUAUCUUAACACAAGAUGCACCGGUUGCACGUCUUUGUCGUAUUCGAAAAUUUGCAACAUCACCAUUUUAUGGCUUUUUCUUAUGUGGUGAUCCAAAAAAACACGGUCGAGUAUUCAUUUCCGAUGUAACAAAACAUUCGCCAGCAGCUGUUUGUGGUUUACGUGAUGGUGAUCGUGUCAUUGAAAUAAAUGGUUCAACUAUUGAUGGAUUAACAUAUGAAACUAUCUUAGAUAAAAUAAAACAUCAUAUGGGGCGUGAUGAUCUUGAAUUACUUGUACUUGAUAAAAAAUCUGUUCAAUGGUAUCGUGAACGACACUAUCCAAUAACAUCACGAACAUUACCAACUAUUGUUCAUAUUGAACCCAUUAUUAAUGAUACAACUUCAGAAACACAAUCUUCAGAAUUACCAGCCACACAUACUAAGUUGGUUGGAUUUGCAGAUCGGCGAGUAUCAAAAACGGGUCUUUGA